GCCAGACUCAAGCUCGACUCAGCUGCUCUUCGGUAUCCACGGAACAUAUCACAGAAUCAAUGCUCUCCUCGUGGAUGACCCCUGGGCUGGUGGCGAUGUAAUAGUUGUUUCCUUCCUCUCCACAUCUCAUUUCCUUGCAACACCUUCGUUUACCCACCCGACUUGAUCCUCUGAGAGUUUCAGGCACAUACAAGUUCAUGCGUCAUCUUUGGCCAAGAGCUCAUAAGAUUUCAUGGCAUCUGCAAACGCAAGAAAGACCGACAGCCAACGCCCUCGUCCAUUACAUUUAUCCAAGAGCUUCACCCGAACCGAACCACCAAGUCCGGACCGUCUGACACGAGCGAGCACGAUACAGAAUGGAGUGAUACCGGAGAAAGUUAUGGCCAAUGUCUCGAGGGAAAAUACGAAGCCUCGAGCUCAACCGGAUACAUUCCAGACUCACGAGGAGGAGGAGGACGAAGAUGACACAGGGACACCGAUAGAGGGGUCGGGGAAGCUCCCCGAUAACUUUGAUGAGCUACCAGUAGAGCUUGCGAGUUUGAGUGAUACUUUCAUAGACUCCCUGUCAGCGAAAGUACACCCCACACCACCCUCUGUCGACAAGCUGUCCGGUUUGUUCCAGGACUUUUAUGCAAUCGCUGCUACUCAUAUCAGCACCCAUAUCUCUGCCUUAUCCUCACGGCAGCACCGGGAGAGUUCGCCGGCGCCCUCUGUUUCAUCACUCUCGUCGACGGCAAGCAAAUUAAGGGCAAAGGCGGUUUCGAUUAGUAGCAAGGAUCGACCAAAGGGUCCACCUGAGAGGAGAGAUUCUGAUCAGCAGAUGUUGACCGCUGAAGAAAUAGCUGGUAGGAAACGAGCACGGAAAGUUCUUGAGCACAAGAGGGUAGCUUUAGAAGAAGCUGUUGAAAGGAGAGUUUGUGAGCGCAUAUACGAACGCAUAUGGAGACAUAGGAGCACACAGGAUGAAGCACAAGACGAGAAGUUACGGUCGAAGACAAUGGCCUUGUCUGUGGUGGGCAUUGGUUUGGCAGAUUUAGGAGUGGAUGUGGGUCAAGAGGCCAGUGCAGACCCAGAUGCUGUAGAGAAUAAGGAAAAGGAGGUUCGCCAAUGGCUUGAAGGGGCCAGGGAAGAGCUGUUCGCCAUGAAUAAGGAGAAAUAUCCUCUCGGGAAGCUUCAACACCUAAAGGCCGCCCACAGGUGUAUCGUCGAUACCUUGGCCCACUUCCACCCAUCCUCAUCGGCGGACGAGAUCAUGCCCAUGUUGAUCUACACACUCAUUACGUCUCGGCCGGAAGGGAUUGAUGUGAUCAGCAACUUAUACUUUAUCCAGAGAUUUCGAAACGAAAGCAAGAUUGACGGGGAAGCCGCGUACUGUUUGACGAACCUAGAAGCAGCGAUCACUUUCCUUGAAACAGUUGACCUUGCAAGUCUUCGAGCAGAUGAGGUGCCAUCUGGACCACCAAAACCAAGCACUCCAAGAUUGGAGAAGCCAGAUCCAAUGGUUCUGCCACUCACCCCUUCGGGACCAGCAACUCUUGAAGUUAGCGACAUAAAUGCGAGCCCAACGCUCACCAAAGCCGAGCCAUCGCCCCCUGGCCUUCGCCCUUCGACUCAAACCCACAGUCGGCGACUCAGCGACAUGUUCCAACCACCAGCCGUUCUGGGUGCCGCUGGAGAUGCGGUCCUCAACGGCGCAGAUCAAGGGUUCAAGACCAUUGGCAGCAGUCUUGGCGAGAGUUACAAGUUCCUCCUAGGAAAGCUUCAACAACGUCAAGAUGAGACUACGGGGGAAAAGACCGAGAUCAUUGUCCCCAAAACCCUCGAUGAUGCUCGAAAAUUAAUCAGCACACCUCCUCCCGAAGAUGAUGGAUCUGCUAGUGGUGGCAGCUCUCUCAACACCCCCGAGCCAAGUGUGAGAAAUCGCAGCGACUCGGGUGCAAAGCCGGUUGACAAUGUCCUGAGUAUGAUCAGUGGGCGAGGAUUGGCUCGAGAUAGGAGCUCGGACAGCAUUCGAAGCUCUGGAAGCAACAAGAAAGUUGCCUUUCAAGAAGGAGAGAAGUCUCCUUCUCCACUUCACCCACUAGCAGCUCCCUCAGCAAACCCUGCUAUUGUGGAGUCAAUGCGGAAUCUUGGAAACUCUCUCAAUCCUAUGAAUAGGAUUGCGGGAAUGGGCAUGAUGCGUGGCUUUGGGCGUACCACGCCUACUUCUACACCAGUGACACCCAAACCGCCGAUACCGGAUGGUGGUGUCGCUGACUUGACUUCGACAUUCCCCGAACUAGCACCAGCCCUACCACCCAAAGAAAUACCCAAGAUCGCACCACCGAUCAAGAAGUUCAUGGAAUUGCAAAAUCCGGGUGACCUGAAGAUCAACGAGGUUCUAGAGUUGCUGAGAGAUUAUAGACGGCUGGCCGGGGCGUUGAAGGACAUGGAUGCUGUUUAAUUACGUAGCUGGUUUUGGGAUGGCAUGCGUGGCGGCAUUUGAUGGCGUUUUGGAGGGGUGCUGGCAUCUUUUAAGGGUACACGGCUUUGGGAAAUACAAACCGAGCAGGGAGGAAUGCUCCUGCUAGAUGAAAUCACACUACGGUCUGUUAAACCAGCUAAAAUCAUACAGUAAACGUGAAGGAUGCAAAUUUUGAGCGAACGAAGACACCGAGGAGAGAUGCAAGGAGAGUCCGUUCCAAGUUGCGUGUGAUUCGAAAUCUAAUCACCGUCCAUAUCCCCAAAGAAGCCGGGAUGUGCCUGGAUCUUUAACCAACAAGAAUUUAAAUCAUAUGGGCCGUUAAAUCUUGUAAAUACGAGGGUGUAGUCCUCUUCUCUCUCGGAGAC
This is a messenger RNA of Hyaloscypha bicolor E, 2829 nucleotides long. RefSeq lists its product as uncharacterized. Gene Ontology annotation, cellular component: endocytic vesicle; cytosol. Bases 233 to 2443 code for a protein of 736 amino acids. The transcript has 4 exons. Gene Ontology annotation, molecular function: small GTPase binding; guanyl-nucleotide exchange factor activity. Lineage: Eukaryota; Fungi; Ascomycota; Leotiomycetes; Helotiales; Hyaloscyphaceae. The record is from RefSeq and is a predicted model, not a curated record. Gene Ontology annotation, biological process: vesicle-mediated transport.